Messenger RNA from Brachypodium distachyon (stiff brome), 871 nucleotides. Its product is annotated as 60S ribosomal protein L11. Gene Ontology annotation, biological process: translation. Gene Ontology annotation, molecular function: structural constituent of ribosome; RNA binding. Bases 160 to 702 code for a protein of 180 amino acids. Gene Ontology annotation, cellular component: cytosolic large ribosomal subunit; ribosome. The transcript is spliced from 5 exons. The record is from RefSeq and is a predicted model, not a curated record. NCBI's taxonomy places the organism in Eukaryota, Viridiplantae, Streptophyta, Magnoliopsida, Poales, Poaceae.
UCCACCACGCCAUUCCGUAAAAGCGUUGAGCGGCAGCCACCGUCUCCCUUAUAUAAGAGCCCGGGGGGUUUUCUAGGGUUUCCGCCGCCGCAGCCACAGCCCAGCACCAGCUAAACCCUCUCUUCUCUGCGUACAGGCGCCAUCCCUGUUCAGAUCGCCAUGUCGACCGAGAAGAAGCAGUUGAACCCCAUGCGGGAGAUCAAGGUGCAAAAGCUCGUACUCAACAUCUCCGUCGGAGAGAGCGGCGAUCGCCUCACCCGCGCCUCCAAGGUGUUGGAGCAGCUUAGCGGGCAGUCGCCUGUUUUCUCCAAGGCGAGGUACACUGUGAGGUCUUUCGGCAUCCGUCGUAAUGAGAAGAUUGCGUGCUACGUAACGGUUAGGGGUGAGAAGGCGAUGCAGCUUCUUGAGAGCGGGCUGAAGGUGAAGGAGUACGAGCUGCUGAGGAGGAACUUCAGCGACACCGGCUGCUUUGGGUUUGGUAUCCAGGAGCACAUUGAUCUUGGCAUGAAGUAUGACCCGUCGACUGGUAUUUAUGGUAUGGAUUUCUAUGUUGUUCUGGAGCGUGCUGGAUACCGUGUUUCUCGUCGCCGCAGAUGCAAGGCACGUGUUGGGAUCCACCAAAGGGUGACCAAGGAAGAUGCCAUGAAGUGGUUCCAGGUCAAGUACGAGGGUGUCAUCCUGAACAAGUCCCACGCAAGCUAGUUAUCUUUUUGAGUAAACCAGUUGCCCUUUAGAACUCCAGUCAAGUUUCAUCUGUAUCCAUGGAAUCAUAUGUUUAUUGGGUACCAAACGCACUGUCAAUUUUGCCUCUCUUUAAAUUUGUCCUGCGCCUAUAUAAUUCCAUCAAAUCCUUAUGGUCUCGUAUUUUCAA